Molecule: messenger RNA, 698 nt
Organism: Penaeus monodon (black tiger shrimp)
Lineage: Eukaryota; Metazoa; Arthropoda; Malacostraca; Decapoda; Penaeidae
Exons: 2
Coding region: 1-564 (187 amino acids)
Source: RefSeq, a predicted model, not a curated record
AUGACCGCGGCGGCUCCCAUGAGUUCCCCCGAACCCAUGAGCGCACGAACGUCAGCGAUAAAAGCCACAAAUCUCGAGAGGAAAUUGCAGGUUCGCCUCAAGAAAUUGCAAAAAACGGCCGUCGCUCCAGAUGCGCUCGUCGGUCGUGCUCGGGAAAGAUCACUUUCGGCCCCCGGACCAGGCGAAGCUGAGGCCCUCACUGAGAGGGUAUAUAGUCGUCAGCCAGAAUGCCUUUACGAUUGCCGCCGGCUUGCUCUCCGACUUCCACGUGGGCGUCCAAGAGAGAUUGGAAAAGGGGACGCCGCAGUAUGUCAAGUGGAGGAACGGGCAGAAGUGGAACAAGAAAGGCGCGGAGGCGUUGGCGCGAGAGUAGGCCAGGUAGGUCAACAAGAAGAAGGUGGCCAAGUGCGCUGCCGAGACCUUCCUCGACGAGCACGGCGAGCCUUGGAUCGGUCAACUGAUGCUCGGAGGCCCUGGGCCCAUGAAGAAGCUGGUGGAGCAGGAACUUCCCCCGGUGCUGAAGGGACUUCUCAGCAGGAUCCGGGCCACCACGGGCGUGCAUGAAGAUGGCAUCACUGAGCUCAUAACGCAACAGAAGCCCGAGCCGGAAGGGCGGCGUUACUAGAGGAGGAUUAACCCCUACAGAGCUCCGCCGGCGAAAAUGGCCACCUUAUUAGCAUCGGCCCUCAUGUUCAGCG